This is a messenger RNA of Endocarpon pusillum Z07020, 1740 nucleotides long. RefSeq lists its product as uncharacterized. The transcript has 5 exons. Lineage: Eukaryota; Fungi; Ascomycota; Eurotiomycetes; Verrucariales; Verrucariaceae. Gene Ontology annotation, biological process: intra-Golgi vesicle-mediated transport; endocytosis; endoplasmic reticulum to Golgi vesicle-mediated transport. Gene Ontology annotation, molecular function: metal ion binding; GTPase activator activity. Bases 1 to 1740 code for a protein of 579 amino acids. Gene Ontology annotation, cellular component: Golgi apparatus. The record is from RefSeq and is a predicted model, not a curated record.
AUGUCUCGCCGCGCUGGGUCAGAACGCGCCGCAGAGAACCAGCAGACGAUUAAAAAUCUCUUGAAGCUUGAAGGCAACAAGGUCUGUGCAGACUGCAAAAAGAACAAACACCCAAGAUGGGCGAGCUGGAACAUUGGAGUCUUUAUCUGCAUUCGGUGCUCAGGCAUCCAUCGAGGAAUGGGUACUCAUAUCAGUCGGGUGAAAUCAGUAGAGCUGGAUGCUUGGACAGAUGAGCAACUCCAAAGCGUGUUGAGAUGGGGAAAUUCAAGAGCAAACAAAUACUGGGAGGCCAAACUCGCUGCAGGGCAUAUGCCAUCAGAGGCAAAGAUCGAAAACUUCAUUCGUACCAAGUACGAAUCAAAAAGAUGGGUUAUGGAGGGGCCAAUGCCAGAUCCGUCUGUAUUGGAUGAGGACGGGGACGACGAUGUGCCGCUGAGCCUUGUGCAGGAGAAAGCAAAGAUAGAGCGAUCCGCUUCCGAGAAGCAACGAGCUGUCUCAAAUCAGACGCAAUCUCAGCGACGACCUGCACCAGCUAUCGAUCUAUUUGACGAGGACAACCUGGCUCCGCCGGUGCGACCGAGCACGACAGAUAAUGCUAGUAUCAGACCACAGCCCAAAAGCGCCAUUCCCACAACCUCCAGACAAACCAAACCGGGGGAUUCGCUUCUUGGACUCGACUUCUUUGGCAAUGUACCAUCUUCGGGACCUGCUCGCCCUUCAAGCGCCAACUCAAAUCCUGUUGGCUCAACCGGUCAAUCUCGGCCUGAUCUCAAGCAAUCCAUUCUCUCUCUGUAUUCUUCUGCCCCCAAAGCAGAAGCCCAACCUCAACCGCACAAUCGGCAACCUUCUUUUGGUGGUACAGCACCACCAAUAAAACAACCACAGGACGCAUUUGGAGGGCUUGCAGAUGCCUUUGGUGGUCUGAGUUUUGCCAACCCUGAGGUCACAGCAUCAUCUCGACCGCGGCAGCAGGCUAAGUCUUCUUUCUCUGCCACAGGUGCAUUUGCAGCAUCCGCACCCGUCAAGUCUGCUCCCUCGGCGCCGCAACUAUCAUCUCCGCCGCCUUUGGUUGGUGGAGGGUUUUUUGAUAGCCUACCCUCAAGGAAACCUGAACAGCCAAAAUCACAAGCUCCUGCCCCACGAAAACCUUCCCAUGGCCCCGACUUCGCACUUACUCAACCGCUUCCCUCGACUUCAAGACCUCAGGAGCCGACCUCGCAGGAUCACUUUGCUGAAGAUGAUUUUGCUGGAUUUGCCUCCGCAGAUCCUCCUCCUGUACCGCAACCCGCAAAGAUUCCCUCCUCGUCUCCUUCGUCAACCUUCAACUCUGCGUUCAACCUCUCCGCACCACCAGCCCCGCCGCCCAAACCCAACGCUGCGUCCAAGCCUCCUCCACUCGUGUCGCAGAAUAGUUCCGCUAUAUUUGAUCCUUGGUCUUCUGCCCAUGACAAUACUGCUUGGGGUACUUCCGAACCGACGCCAGCACCAUCAAAGCCGAAAGCGCCAACUGUUGAUAUAGGGAAACCUCCCACCCAUAUCACGCCCAACGACAUAUCGAGUGGAUGGGGAGAGCCUAUAACGUCCUCUCAAAAGCCUGGACAGAAUCCGUCAAUUACUGCGGAUGAAGAUUAUGGGGGAUGGACAUCUGCUUCAAAUAAUCAGACACCAACGGCUUCCGCGGCAAAACCGAGCGGAGGAUUUGCUGGCGCAUCUGACCCCUUUGAUAAUCCUUGGGGAUGA